AUGGGUGCAAUUGCUCAAGUUCUACUGGCCUGCUCCCUUGUUGGACGGUCGCUGGCUUCAUAUUCUCUGGUCGAUAACUUCGAAGGAUCAACAUUUUUUUCGAAUUUUGACUUUUUCACCGGGGAGGACCCAACUCAUGGCUUUGUGAAGUAUGUAGGAGAGGAAGAAGCUCGAUCUGCCGGCUUAAUCGAUUUGGAGUCGCGAUACGACGGCAGCACGGUGGUUCGGAUGGGCGCUGACCACACAAAUAUCACCCCAGAUGGCCGACCAAGCGUGAGGAUAUCAAGCAAGAAAAGUUAUAACCAAGGCCUCUGGAUCAUUGAUUUCGAGCAUGUCCCUGGGCCUUCAUGUGGAAUAUGGCCGGCUUACUGGCUCCUAGGACCCAGUUGGCCAACGAAUGGAGAAGUGGAUAUCUACGAGGGUAUUAAUCUCGAUCUUUCCAACACUAUGACUCUCCAUACGGGCAAAAAUUGCACGAUAUCGAAGGAUGUUCAGUUCUCUGGCAGGUUGACGACGCCUUACUGUGACCAGAACGCUCCUCCACCGCUAGGUGGCAAUGGCUGCACAAUCAAGGCAGAUGAUCCAACAAGUUACAGUAGCGGUCUUAAUAUUGCUGGAGGAGGUGUAUAUGCGACUGAGUGGACCACUGAAGACCUCAAGAUCUGGUUUUUCCCAAGAAUCACUGGCAUUCCAAGCGAUAUAGAGGACGGAAAUCCGGAACCUUUAAACUGGGGCACACCAGCCGCCCUUUUUACCGGAAACUGCAGCUUCACGGAAAGCUUCAGGGAUAUGCAAAUAAUAUUUGAUAUUACCUUUUGCGGUGACUGGGCUGGAAGCCCGAAGAUCUGGGAAGAAUCUCCAUGUUCUGCCGUCACAUCGGAAUGCAAAACGUUUGUCGAGAAUUUCCCGCAUGCAUUCAAAGAAGCGUACUGGGCAAUCAAGUACCUGAACGUAUAUCAAAAGCCAGCGGAAGCACCAGUCGGCCACAAGCUCCAUAGUAAAUGGCAGCAUAGACGCACGCAUCGCCAUCAGCACUUGCUACAUUGA
Molecule: messenger RNA, 1047 nt
Organism: Nannizzia gypsea CBS 118893
Lineage: Eukaryota; Fungi; Ascomycota; Eurotiomycetes; Onygenales; Arthrodermataceae
Product: mixed-linked glucanase
Exons: 1
Coding region: 1-1047 (348 amino acids)
Biological process (GO): glucan catabolic process
Molecular function (GO): hydrolase activity, hydrolyzing O-glycosyl compounds
Source: RefSeq, a predicted model, not a curated record